Molecule: messenger RNA, 4635 nt
Organism: Astyanax mexicanus (Mexican tetra)
Lineage: Eukaryota; Metazoa; Chordata; Actinopteri; Characiformes; Acestrorhamphidae
Gene: pabir2
Product: PABIR family member 2
Exons: 11
Coding region: 1578-2426 (282 amino acids)
Molecular function (GO): protein serine/threonine phosphatase inhibitor activity
Source: RefSeq, a predicted model, not a curated record
AAGCGUUGGAAACAAAAGGGGCGGGAAAUGCUUGGUUGAGGCUGGAUUGCUCUUAUUGCGGCGUCCAAGAAUUGAUAACACAACUUUGAGACAAAUGGUCGGUGCUGCUGAAUUAACCGCGCGGUUAACGUGAAGUCCGCGCCGGGGACUGGAGGCUGGGGAGCCGCGGGAGAUCCGCUGCAGAGUCACUGCUGCACGGUCCCUGUCGCGGGGCUGGAGUUUGGCGGGUUAGCUUACUAGCUGGCUAGCUAAACUAGCGGUUUCACGGGCUCGCGCACCAUGGAUAUUGCUUCUAGCGGGCUAGCCUGGUUAGCUAAUUAGCGCUAGCAUUAGUUUCCCUUUCAGAGCAUAGCUGGGAUAGCUUCUUAACUCUAGCUCUGUGUAUUUUUAUUUAGGCUAACCUACAUAGCUGGCUGCCUAUCUGUGGGUUUUGGCGGUCAGCUGGCUGGAGCUCCAGGGUUUUAUCCCGUUCCAGCGCUUUCCAGCUCAGCUUGUGCUCGGAGCCUGGCUGGAAUUCUCUAGGCUAGCUAAGCUCUUGUUGUUAGCCAAGCAGCUAACAGGGUGAUGAGUUGAGCUAAGCUAAGCUAGCUAAACAACGCCUGGUUAGCCAGUGUAGGAGCUCCUUUUUCGUGAAGCUUACGUUACCUGGCUUACUAUCCAACAUGUAGCCACACAGUUAGUCAGUACAGUAGUUAGAUAAUUAUUUUUAUAUCUACAAGUACAGGUUCAGGAUUUAACCAAGCUAAACUAACUAGGUUACAAGUACAGGUUCUGUCUGCAAGUGCAGGUUCAGAUUUUAGCCAAGCUAGCUAAAAGUACUGGUUCAGAAUAUGGCUGGUUCAGAAUUUAGCGAAGCAAGCUACAAGUACAGGUUCAACACGUAGGAAAGCUAGCUACAAGUCCAGAUUUAGAAUUUAUCUGGCUCAGAUUUUAGCCUAAGCUAGCUUCAAGUGCAGUUUCAUAACUUGGCCAAGCUAGCUACAAGUGCAGGUUCAGAAUUGAGCAAAGCUAGCUACAAGUCCAGAUUUAGAAUUUAGCUGGCUCAGAUUUUAGCCUAAGCUAUCUACAAGUGGAGGUUCAGAAUUUAGCAAAGCUAGCUACAAGUGCAGGUUCAGAAUGUAGGAAAUAUAGCUACAAGUAACAGGUUCAAAAUUUAGCUGGCUCAGAUUUUAGCCAAGCUAGCUACAAGUGCAGAUUCAGAAUUUAGCAAAGCUGUCUACAAGUAUAGGUUAAAGAGUUAGCAAACCUGUCUAUCUACAAUUGCAAGUUCAGAAUUUAGCUAAGCUAUCUACAAGUGCAGGUUUAGAAUUUAGCCUAGUUACAAGUGCAGCUUUAUAAUAGAAGUAUAGUUUAGAUGCUAAAGAUGGGUCAGCACCUCAGGGUGCUCUGUUCUGAACGUCAGAAGCACACAGGUAAAUUAGUUGGCCUUCUCUGACUUAACUCUGUGAUGAGCUCCUAAGCCUGACUUCAGCACCAUUGGUUUGGCCCUGCGACAAACCUACGACCUUUAACAAUGUAGCUGAUCAGCUAUUCUGACACGUAAAUCGUAAUAGCUUGCGAGGACAACAGUGGCUAAGAUGAACAACCAAGGAGGAAUGUCGCAGGAGAAGAUGGAGCUGGACCUGGAUCUCCCAUCCUCACUUGUUCAGAGCGAUGGACACCUGAGGAGAUCCAACAGCGAGCCCAUGAUUAAUGGCCUAAGUGACUGCUCACAGGUUUUCCAAAGAGAGGUUCUACGCAGCAGGAGAAACAGCACAACUCUUGUUAACCGGCCCAACAUGGUCCCGUCCUCUCCUGUCAGAGUUCCUAGUACUAGACUUCAGAAGAUCAAGCAGGAGGAGGGUGUUGAUGUGAUGAACAGGGAAACGGCUCAUGAGCGGGAGGUACAAGCUGCCAUGCAAAUGAGCCAGUCGUGGGAGGAGAGUCUGAGUCUGAGUGACAAUGACUUUGAGAGGUCCACUUCAUCGUCCCCAAAACGUAUAGAUUUUGUGCCUGUGUCUCCAGCUCCAUCCCCCACUAGAGGAAUUGGGAAGAAGCAGUGCUUCUCUCCAUCUUUGCAAAUCCUGGUGAGCAGCAAUGGCCUAAAUCCAAGCCCUAUCCCCAGCCCAACACGCCGCUUUGGCAGGAGGAGUCAGAGCCCCAUUAACUGCAUUAGACCCAGCAUCUUGGGCCCUAUCAAACGUAAAGUUUCAGGUGAGAUGGAACCAGAGAGCCAGCCCAAGAGACUCUUCCAGGGUACCACCACCAUGCUGUCCACAGAGGCGUCCCACCUACCAGAGCUCAGCUCAUGCUUGUCUCCAGACCUGCUGGAUGGAAGCCUGAGCAGCGUUGGCUCCUCCUCAGGCUCUCCUGCUAAGAUGGAGGGAGUUUCACCCUCAUCCAGCAACUCUCCCUUCACCCCCGUCCAGGACCUCUCCCCCAAAUGAUGAUGGAGCAUCAGAGACGUGUUCUGCGAAUGUUCCCUCGGGGGACCUUCCACACUCAUUCGAGCUUCUGUUCCUAUGCCUUCCCAAGCUUGCUUUUGAUCUGGUCUUCGAAUUCUCAUUGGGGUUUGCUUUCCAGCGGGACAGUUUGGGAGAGAUGAGGUAGGGGUGUCUGUCUGUGUAUUCAAGGAAACCAAAGCCCUGCAGAUCAUCUAUCUACGCGUGUGUGAGUGUGUGGACAGUUUCGUCAGGGUGAUGCCCGGCAGGGUGAAGACUGUGGAUGCUGUUUGCACCAGCUGCUAUUUAAAAGGAUGUAAUAUGUGGUGCGUCGCUCCAUAAUCAAGCAAAUCAACAGCCUUUCAGAGCCCUGCUGUUUCUGUUUCCGUAUGAUUUUUUUUUUUUUGUUUGUUACUGUAGUUCUCUUAUGUUAGAGGAAUGCCACAUGAGGAUAUGGCUCUUAGAGAGUGAAGUGUGUUCCCUCUCGCAGCGGCAGCACCGCUGACUUGCCUGUGGGCUGUUUCCAGGACUAUUUACAGUAGGUGUUUAAUUGCGUAUGCAGAUUGCCAACAGGUAUUGUUGUUUUGUGUGAGAAUUUAACUUAUUUUUUUUGUUCUGGCUCUGUAUUUUUAUUUUCUCUUUGUAAGUGUAUAAUCUCUGUGGAAGUGAAUGAAUGUGUGCACAGUGCUUGACCAGUAGUUAACUGACAGAUGGUCCCUCAUGGGGUUUAGUUUUUGUGUGUUUUUGUUUGUUUACUGCAAACAAUUGUGCAAUUGGACUUGCAUACAUUCUCAUAACCUAAGUUUUUCUGCCUCUUAAGGUAGUGGUCAAAAAUACAAGAAUUGCCCUCUCUUGAUAUUCAUGCAGUCACGUAAAUGUGGGGAAUGGGCACCAAACAACAUGGACGAGAACCUAUUUAUCAGACUCUGCGCUUCAUUACGUUUUUCUAAUGGAGUCAGUCAACGGUUGUCGUCAGCUGUUUAGAUAUUGGAAUGAAUGUUGGUAGAAUGCAAUAUUAAGGGUGUGGUUACCACUAAAUCCAGGAUUUAAACACUACAGCACAUUUUCUACAGCCUGUGUUGCAAUUUCAGGCAUCAGUCUUCAGGCAUCCUGUCCUAAAGAUCAAACUUGAGCUUUAGAGAGAAUACAGACAAGCUGAACUGUGACCGCAGUGCAUUUCUUUUUUUUUUUUUUAAACUACCCUUUAAACGCUCAGUAACUUCACCCUGUUUCAUUCGCCUUUACAAUGUUGCUGCACUGUGACUGUGCCAUCCUUGAAUGAAUCCAUGAAUUAAUCAGUGAAUGAAAGGGAUUUUUUUUUCUCUUAUUCUUUCUUCUAUGCCUUCUGUUUUGAUGGGGUGGACUCCUCCUGCACAAGGCACUGUGAAAGGAACAGUUUAGAGCAUCUGAAGACUUGAGGAAAUAAGGAAUUCGGUACUGUUGCACAUGUUUAAAUACAGGUGACAGACUCUCGGUCUUCAACAAAGGAAAGGAAAAAAAAUAUUGGUUUGUUUGAGGGAAAGGUCUACUGAUUCAUAAAAGUAGUGUGCCGUUUAAAAAGGUCUGUAUAUAAGAGAAAUGUAAAGUUGUAUGUGUGUAAGUUGUAUUAAUUUAGGCUUUACUUAUUUUAGUAAAUAGUAUUUUUUUUGUAAAUGAUUUUAUAAAUGGGUUUCAUUUGAAGAGAGUAAAAUGAAAAGGAAAAAAACUGAAUGGCUUUAUUUUCUCUGAGCAUGAAAUGAUGCAUCAAAAACAUCAUAAAGUGAUUGUAAGUUCUACUUUUUACUUUUUUGUUAAAGUGAAUUUCAGAGUGUGAUGUUAUUUUUCUUCCCCUGUAAGAGAAAUGGCAGAUGCAGACAUUUGAUGUGUAUCCUUUCUCUGAAUGUCUUUCUUUGCUUACAAACAAAAAGCAGUAGGCGGGUCUUGCAGGUCCCUUUCCUGUAUUGUAUAGAUGGUUGAAGUGUUUGUGGUUUGCUUUACAGAUUUGUUUUUGUCCUGUGGACUUGUCUGAUCUUUUAUUUAAUUCAUGCUGUGGUCUGGACUCUGCGAACAGAGGAGUUUUAAAAGCGUGAAACCUAAGUUUGUGUGUUGACGUUUUGAAGAGUGAGUUGAGUGCUGACAUGAUUAAAUCUUUGUGCUCUGCUCUAAAAGGACAAAGAACUCUUGUCCCCUUCAUAUCAGUGAUCUUUAGAUUACAAAAUAAAUUAUUUGUCCUACA